Molecule: messenger RNA, 1212 nt
Organism: Uncinocarpus reesii 1704
Lineage: Eukaryota; Fungi; Ascomycota; Eurotiomycetes; Onygenales; Onygenaceae
Exons: 3
Coding region: 1-1212 (403 amino acids)
Source: RefSeq, a predicted model, not a curated record
AUGCCAGGUCAGUCCUGGACGUUGUUGGUCCUCUUUUGGGGUUGGGAAUGGUUGGUGCAAUGGUACCAGGAUGGAUUCCAAAUCGAAAAAAACCAGGCACGACGAUCAAGCGGUAACAUUCCAGGAGUGGCUCUCUGGGACGUUUAUGGUAAAAGGUUGGGCGAAGCUUUUGGGUCCAACGAUCGCAUUGAAAACGGCAGUCCUCGCGACGUCUUUGUUCCACACUUUCGCGGUAUUGGGGAACCGCUCGCCGAAUACGUUGCGAUAAGUAACGGCGGAAUAGACGCAAUCUGUAUUGCCUGGAUUGCAAUGGCGUGGAAUGACGCGAAAUAUGGCUGGAUCGGAGACGUCGGGCAGGCAUGCGGUUCGGAUUGGUAUUAUACCCAAACAUUACUCAAGGAGUCCGGUAAAGAUGGCAAAAGAGAACACCGUCCAAGGUGUGUCUGGAUUGAUCGAGAUGGAAGUAACGGUUUCAAUGCUCAAGGCUUCAGCAUGCAUAUUAUCGAUUUCGAUGUCAGCGGGAACGAUCGUAAAACUCAAUACCAGAUCUACCCAGAGACAAUGUGCAGCCGGCCAAGAUACCACACCUACAAGCACAUGGUAACUCAGGAUGGUACCUAUAUUUUCUCCCCACCCCUUGAGUAUGGGCCAGGCUUGGUGGACAAGGAUAUCAAGAAGGUCUUGGUGCCAGGAAAACCCACCUCUGAGAAAAGCCUGCCCCUAAUGGUUCGCGAUAAUUUUCACGGUGCGCCGGGCAGGCCGCGAUUGACGCGCCGUGCACUCGAGCGCCGCUCAAAAUUCAUGAGAGACGUUCUGGUCGUGAGCGGCUGGCCGCAGCAUAAGGCGGAGGAGCUGUGUAAAAGCGAGACCUCCGUGGGACCAGAUUUCGCCUCUUUAUCUGAUAAACUGUUUUGCGACAUGGAGCACAAGGAGCUCUGGCCGCUGUGCACUAACGGAACGAUAACCAAUGCUUGCUUUGAUGUUUCAACGAAAACUAUGCGAGGUGGAGGAAUCGGGGCGCGAGACCUGAUAUCAGGACGUGCGAUUCCGGAAAAGUCAUAUUCGAAGAUUAGGGUAGAGACCAUGCGAUUACUGCGCACCCUCAUACUAUAUUCUUCGUCUAUAGUUCCUAAGUAUACGUUUCUAGCCUCCGGCCUCACAGUUCUCAUCGCUAAUAUAUCCCAGCUCAGAGCCGAAUACUGUAGGGCAUAA